Molecule: messenger RNA, 4465 nt
Organism: Larimichthys crocea (large yellow croaker)
Lineage: Eukaryota; Metazoa; Chordata; Actinopteri; Sciaenidae
Gene: gaa2
Product: alpha glucosidase 2
Exons: 21
Coding region: 226-3135 (969 amino acids)
Biological process (GO): carbohydrate metabolic process
Molecular function (GO): alpha-1,4-glucosidase activity; carbohydrate binding
Source: RefSeq, a predicted model, not a curated record
CUUCAAACCGGAAGUUCUUGUAAUUCCGAGGUGACUUGAAUGUGACAUGAAGAUAAACAGACGCACACCGUCAUCAUGCAGAUAGCUGAGGUUCCCAAACGACACAGACACUUCGCUAACACAACAUUUAUUUAAAAGGGAAAAGUUGUUUGUGUGUGCCGGAGUGUACUGCCCGUUAAACGCAGAGACGGUCCCGCCACUCUUUGACAAACACUCAUUAUCAGGAUGGUGUCAUACAAGCGGCUGAACCCUGAAGAUGUUCAGUUUUCUACUGCAGUAUUGUCCGAAGAGCCUCGUCCUGUCCAGGAAGAAGUUCCAGUCCCAGAGCCAGAGGAAGCCUCCUUGCUUCCACGGAGGCCGACAUGCUCUGUCACUACAGCCCUCCUGAUCAUUGGCUGCCUGCUGCUGCUCCUUUGUGGAGGCUGGCUACUGGGCACCAUGUUUUGGUUGCACAGGCCGUCCAAUCAACAGCCACAUAGGCCGCCGUCGCCGGCCUCUGAACAAACACCAGGAGUAAAAACAGGAGUGAAUGACACUGCAGCUGCUUUGCGCCGUGAGGCUUGCAGUUUGAUCCCUGAGGCGUGGAGGUUUGAUUGCUACCCUGAAAGAGGGGUGGUUGUGACUCGAGAGUUGUGUGAGGCAAGGAAUUGUUGCUUUAUCCCUGCAUCCUCUGCCAGCCGUCCAUCAGGGAGAAAUGGUAUCCCCUGGUGUUUCUACCCUCUGGAUUUCCCUUCCUACUCGCUUGUGUCAAUAAACGACACAUCUCUGGGACAGAAAGGUACGUUCAUAAGGGAGGUGAAGACCUACUACCCAGCAGAUAUCCUCACUCUAGAGGUGGAGAUACGCCAUGAGACAGACACACGGCUACAUGUCAGGAUCACCGACCCUUCUAAUUCACGUUUCGAGGUUCCGAUCUCUGUUCCCACCGCUACCAAGAAGGCAGAAAGUCCAGAGUACACCGUGGAGCUUUCAAAGCAGCCAUUUGGUCUCAUUGUGAAGAGGAGCUCUACAGGAGAAGUGCUUCUGAACACCACAGUGGCUCCUCUCUUCUACGCCGAUCAGUUUCUCCAGAUCUCCACCUCCCUGUCAAGUCAGUUCAUUUACGGCCUAGGCGAGCACCGCUCCACCUUUCUGCAUGACAUCCACUGGAACACACUCACCAUGUGGGCCAGAGACGUGCCUCCUAUGGAGCAGACAAACCUAUAUGGAGCGCAUCCAUUUUACCUGGCAAUGGAAGAUGGAGGGAACUCACACGGCUUCUUCAUGCUGAACAGCAACGCAAUGGAUGUGAUCCUCCAGCCUGCUCCGGCCCUCACCUGGCGUGCUAUUGGUGGAAUUCUUGACUUUUACGUUUUCCUUGGUCCUGAUCCUGCGUCAGUGAUUGGACAGUAUGUGGACGUCAUUGGCUACCCAGCGAUGCCCAUCUACUGGGCUUUAGGCUACCAUCUCUGUCGCUGGGGCUACAACACUAGCAAUUCUACCUGGGAUGUUGUCAAGAGCAUGAGGAAUAAUCGAAUACCUCAGGACGUCCAGUGGAAUGACAUCGACUACAUGGACCAAUUCAUGGACUUCACUUAUGACCCAACAAAGUUUGACACACUGCCUGAGAUGGUCAAGGACCUGCACGCUCACGACCAGCGCUACGUUAUCAUCCUGGACCCGGGUAUCAGUAGCACACAGCCUGAGGGCUCAUACUGGCCGUACGAUGAAGGGCUAAGAAGAGACGUUUUUAUUAAAGAUGCUGAGGGGAAAACACUUAUUGGGAAGGUUUGGCCUGGCCUGACAGCAUAUCCCGAUUUCUCUGACAAUGCGACACAUGAAUGGUGGUACGACAACCUUCAGAGGUUCCAUAAGAAGGUGCAAUUUGAUGGAUUAUGGAUUGACAUGAAUGAACCAUCGAAUUUCCUGGAUGGUUCUACCAAUGGCUGUCCAUCAAACAGUCUUGAAAAUCCUCCUUACACACCCGGUGUACUAGGAGGUUUGCUGAGAGCCAAAACUGUGUGUGCCACUGCACAGCAAAAGCAGUCCAUACACUAUAAUGUGCACAGUCUCUAUGGACUUAUGGAAGCCAAGGCAUCUGCAAGCGCUAUGAAACGGAUCACGUCAAAGAGACCUUUUGUGAUCUCUCGCUCCACCUUCCCAAGUCAGGGGAUGUACUCUGGUCACUGGCUGGGAGACAACAGGAGCCAGUGGAAAGACCUGUACACGUCUAUAGCAGGUAUCUUGACCUUUAACCUUCUGGGCAUCCCGCUGGUGGGAGCAGAUAUCUGUGGAUUCGGCGAGGAGCCGCAGGAGGAACUCUGUAUCCGCUGGACGCAGCUAGGAGCUUUCUAUCCCUUCACACGCAACCACAACGCCAUCGACAUGAAGCCUCAAGACCCAACAGCUUUCAGCCCUCUGGCUCGUACAGCCAUGAAACAAGCUCUGCUGCUGCGUUAUUCUCUAUUCCCUGUCCUUUACACUCUCUUUCAUCAUGCACACGUACACGGACACACUGUUGCAAGGCCGCUAAUGUUUGAGUUCCCAAAAGAUGUCAGAACUUAUGGGAUUGACAAACAGUUCCUGUGGGGGAAAAGUUUAUUAGUGACACCAGUGUUGGAUCCUGGAGUUGACUAUGUGGAUGGAUAUUUCGCAGAGGGUCUGUGGUAUGACUACUACACGGGCAACCCCGUGCCCAGUAAGGGUGAAGAAAUUCGACUUCACGCUCCUCUAGAUAAGAUCAACCUACAUUUGCGUGAGGGCUCUGUUAUACCUACACAGAUGCCCAACAUCACCCUGUGGGUAAGCAGCGGUCAGCCUCUCCAUCUCGUCUCGGCUCUCUCUGAUGAUGGUUCUGCCACUGGAGAUCUGUACUGGGACGACGGAGAGACCAUCGACGCCUACGAGAACGACCAGUACUCCUACAUCAUCUUCAAUGUUGCUCAGAACGUGAUGACAUCAGAGGUGUUGCAUAGCAGUGUGGAGGCCACGUACAUCACCGUGGAGACGGCCUCCUUUUACGGUGUGAAGCAGAAGCCGAGUAGAGUGCUGGUGAACUCCCAAGAUGCAGUGUUCACCUACAGCACCAACAAGAUGUUAACAGUCACAGAUCUCGGCCUAAACCUCAGCCACAACUUCACCAUCAGCUGGAUGUAACCAGAUGUUUUUCAUUGAGUCAUUGAUUCAUUGGUUUUAUUUGCUGUUAGCUAUUUAAAUCACAAGCUGGCACACAGUGCAGUCUGUAAGUGUUUAGACGGUGAAGUUUCUUUUAGUAUUUUGGCUGAAUACUCCAGAACAUGGAGGUUAAAGGGAACAAUAACUGAAGUGUUUGCAUUAGGUGAGCAGUGUAGAGAAGUGAAGCUAAGAAUCAGAUCAGCACUUAAACCUCAGAGUCAUUGUUUAUAUGUGCUGGAGUAUAGAGACAAAACAAACUGUCCGAUGAACAAUAAGACAGAGUUUAGGUACUCUGGAGUGAGUGAGGUAAAGUUCGAGUUCCUAUCUUAUUUAUAAAAUGGACAACUGACCUACAGUAGUCUCAACACAGCUUUAAAUAUCUGUGUCGCCUGACUAAAACAAAAAGCCUGGCUCGGCCUUAGUUCAUAGAUCAAAUCUGCAUUUUAAAAUUCUCAUCAGCAGAAAGACGAUGUGCAAUAAGUGAAAGAGAUUAUCUAUCUUCCUAAAAAUGUGUCUGAAUAUAGUUCAGGAUGUAAAAUAUUGUGUUUUAAUGCUGUUUACAGCCUAAUUUUGCACUAAUUAGUAUACUGCAGUAUCGUAAAGGUAGAUACAGGUGCCUUAUGAUUCCUGUGUGUGUGUUUUUGAGCGCCUCUGGGUUUGUUUUAGAUCUUUUGUUCAGCUUUAUAUCCUACGCCUGUUUUCAACUAUAAAGACCGUAGUACUGCUAUGCAUGAAGAUCACUUGCAUAACUACAGUAUAAUAGACCAGCCAUAAAUGUUCUGCAAACAUUUUACUGUGAAAUUUCUCCUCUGAUAGCAGAAUGCAACUAAACACAGAUAGAGAUACGUUUCCUGGGCAGGUCCGAGUGACAAAGUCUGCUCAUGUUUGACCUUGAUGCUGUGAAAAUCAGAUUUUAAUUCAUAGUUUUGUGAAAACCUUACACCUUUUUAAAUCAACUUUAAAACAUGAGAAUGAUAUGUUUAAGAAGCUGUCAACGCAUGUGUGCUGCAAAGCAAAACUGUUAUAAAUAUUUUUCAGCAUGUAGAGACACCAGUACAGAGUAUAUUUUAACUGUCAGUUGUUGUGAGGGAACUGAAUUGUGACUAAAUAUUUGCAGCAGUAUUUUAUGAUGAAUUCUUGUGUUUAAUUAUUUUGUGUAAUUGCUUCAAUGUAAUUAUAUGUCCGAUAUGAAAACUACUGGAUUGUACUGGAUUUUUUCUAUCCUUUUUUUUUUUUUUAACCUUCUGGGGUCACCGACAGGUAAAGAAAAUGGAAUUUUGAUCCUUUGGUGAUGUCUCGACCCCAAACUAUU